Messenger RNA from Carya illinoinensis, 1100 nucleotides. Its product is annotated as tropinone reductase homolog At2g29290-like. Gene Ontology annotation, molecular function: oxidoreductase activity. The record is from RefSeq and is a predicted model, not a curated record. The coding region runs from base 68 to 928 and encodes 286 amino acids. Lineage: Eukaryota; Viridiplantae; Streptophyta; Magnoliopsida; Fagales; Juglandaceae. The transcript has 5 exons.
ACAAGUAUUAAAGCCACAGCCAGUGAAUCUGAGCCAUACAGUUGAACGAGAGAUCGGAGAGAGAGAGAUGAGUAGAGCAGAAGUGGAUCGCAGUAGUACUGAAAGUAGAUGGAGUCUUGAGGGAACCACGGCUCUUGUCACGGGCGGAACAAAAGGAAUUGGGCAUGCUAUUGUGGAGGAACUUGCACGUUUUGGUGCGGCUGUACAUACAUGCUCUCGAAAUCAAACUGAGCUUAAUGAAUGUAAGCACGAGUGGGAGAAGAAGGGUUUUCGAGUCACUGUUUCAGUGUGUGAUGUAACUUCUCUACCUGAACGACAGAAGUUAAUUACCACUGUCUCAUCUCUCUUUCAUGGCAAACUCAAUAUUCUUAUUAACAAUGUGGGAACAAACAAAAUCAAACCGACAACGGAGUACACAGUCGAAGAUUUCUCGUUGAUAAUGGCCACUAAUUUCGAAUCAGCUUAUCACUUGAGCCAGCUUUCACAUCCUCUUCUGAAAGCUUCAUCAGCAGGAAGUAUUGUGUUUCUUUCUUCAGUUUGUGGAGUCGUAUCAGUCAACGUUGGAUCCAUAUAUAGCGCCACCAAAGGAGCAAUGAAUCAGCUAACAAAAAAUCUUGCAUGCGAGUGGGCAAAAGAUAAUAUAAGGACUAAUUGUGUUGCACCUUGGUUCAUCACGACUCCCCUUGCUGAUCCUGUAAUUACUUCCCAUUAUAUCAUCUUUCAUUUCUCAUCCUUAAUUAAGUUUCUUAAUGAUGAAAGCAAGUUGAAGGCUAUCAUCUCUCGAACACCAAUGGGAAGAGUUGGAGAGCCAAAAGAGGUGUCUUCGUUGGUGGCGUUUCUUUGCCUUCCUGCGGCCUCUUUCAUCACUGGCCAGACUAUUUGCGUUGACGGAGGGAUGACGGUGAAUGGCUUUAUGUUGUCCCCAUAAGAAGAAAUGCCGGUUUACCUUGCUUAAUUUAUAGCGAUUGCAUAAUAAGGCUACAGUUUGCUUGCCAUCUACGUGUGCACACCUUAAUGUUUGUCAUCAUGUUUAUUCCUGCUUGUUAUAACAAACAAUAUUAAUUUAUUAGCUUGUAGUCCUGCUCAAUGCAUGUUGAACA